This is a messenger RNA of Punctularia strigosozonata HHB-11173 SS5, 675 nucleotides long. Its product is annotated as Isochorismatase hydrolase. The record is from RefSeq and is a predicted model, not a curated record. Lineage: Eukaryota; Fungi; Basidiomycota; Agaricomycetes; Corticiales; Punctulariaceae. Bases 73 to 675 code for a protein of 200 amino acids. The transcript is spliced from 4 exons.
AUCGAACUCCCCGUCGACGGCGAGCGCACCAUCCGCCUGACCGGCGCCAACACCGCGCUCGUCGUGGUCGACAUGCAAAACUUUUUCCUCCACAAGGACCUGCGCGACCAUCCGACGGGGAUCGCAUGCGUUGACCCGCUGCUCGCCGUUGUCCCGGCUUUACGCAAGCACGGCGUCCGCAUCAUCUGGCUCAACUGGGGCCUCACCCCGCAGGAGCUGCAUACCCUACCGCCCUCUCUCGCCCGCCAAUUUUCGCGCUCUUCUCGCGGUGGCUUCGGCUCCCCUCUCCCCGACCCUUUCGGUCCCCUCCUCAUGCGCGGCUCAUAUAACGCCCAGCUUUACGGACCUCUCCAAGACCUCUACCUUGCCGGUCACACCGCCGGGACUGACGUCUGGAUACACAAGAACCGCAUCAGCGGCAUCUGGGGCUACCAGUCUGCGCUCGACCUCUACCUCAAGGAGAACGGCAUCCGGAGCCUGCUCUUCGCUGGCGUCAACGCCGAUCAGUGCGUGAUGGGCACCUUCUCCGACGCCUACUUCCGUGGCUACGACGUCGUCAUGCUCCAGGACGCGACCGCCACCACUUCUCCAGCAGGCGGCCUCGAAAACGUCCUCUACAAUGCGGGUAGCUAUGGCUUUGUUACAGAUACCAAGCGCGUCGUAGAAGCUCUCUAA